Messenger RNA from Caenorhabditis briggsae, 1044 nucleotides. The transcript has 3 exons. Lineage: Eukaryota; Metazoa; Nematoda; Chromadorea; Rhabditida; Rhabditidae. Bases 1 to 1044 code for a protein of 347 amino acids. The record is from RefSeq and is a predicted model, not a curated record. Gene Ontology annotation, molecular function: protein binding. Gene Ontology annotation, biological process: innate immune response.
AUGUCUUUGCUGAAAAUACCGGAUGUCGUGAUGAAGUGUAUUAUGAAAAAAUUGGAUUUUGAAUCGAUCCAAAACCUCCGAAAGGUGUGUCGCACUUUUCGAAAUUUUAUAGAUGAGAAUAAAAUUGAUAAUAAUCUUGCUGGAAUCAUUGUGGGAUUCUAUCAAACAAAAAUCAAAUUGAUAUUGCGAACUGAAGUGAAAUAUUUGGACUUUUGGUAUCAAAAAGAGGAAAAUGGAUGUUUGGUGGUGAAAGAGAAAAGGAUGGAUCCUCCAGACAAGGUACAUCUAGAGAAAAAUGCAGAUUUCGUUGACGUCUUCCUUCGAGAAUUCAAAAUUCUCAUGGAUCAUCAGAAAUCGGUACUUGAAGAGAUUUAUGUUGGAUUCCACGAACAGUUUGGAUCAGAGCUGACAGCGGAUGCUCAAAGAAUGAGCAAUGGAAUCGAAUCAACUUUAAAGUCCCGUAAACAAUUCCUUCGUGUUGAACGGAUGUAUCUGUUGAUGAUAAGCCAGGAAAACGUUAUGAAAAUUCUACCACAUCUCGAUCCGGCGUUUCUGGAAAGAAUUGACCUGAAUCAUUCACAGGAGUAUCCCAAAAGAUUAUUCGCCAUUGACAAAUUGAUUGUUUUGGAGCAAUGGAAAAGAGCUAUGGGAUUGGGGAUUUGGCGAUGCUUGAUUUCGGAAUCAAUUCAAAAUUUGACUCAUUUUAUUAAAGCUGAAUUUGUACAAAAUCAGUGUUCUAUGGAGAUGUUGUCAAAUCUGAAAGAGAAUCUAUCCAAGUCAAAUUGGUUUAACAUGUUUAGAAUUUACUUUGAAAACUACCAAACUGACGAUGAGAAGAUGAUAUUCACAAUUUUCGGACAACCUUAUGAAGAUAAGGAUCAAUGGAGGCUUCCAAGAAAACGCUGUUUCUCAAGAAUCACUGGUAGCGAUCAAGUGAUUUCUCUGAAAAUGGUGAAUCUGGGAAGAGUGAAUGGAGUUUGGAUCUAUCGUCUGCCUAUCGCUUUCGUACCGAAAAAAGUUUCGAAAAAGCAAUUGUUGAAAUAG